Messenger RNA from Syngnathoides biaculeatus (alligator pipefish), 1038 nucleotides. RefSeq names its product axonemal dynein light intermediate polypeptide 1-like. NCBI's taxonomy places the organism in Eukaryota, Metazoa, Chordata, Actinopteri, Syngnathiformes, Syngnathidae. The transcript is spliced from 7 exons. Gene Ontology annotation, molecular function: dynein heavy chain binding. Gene Ontology annotation, cellular component: filopodium; axoneme. The coding region runs from base 62 to 883 and encodes 273 amino acids. The record is from RefSeq and is a predicted model, not a curated record.
CGAGUGCAGCGCUGCAGAUUCCGCUGUAGAUGUUUUAUGAUUUUUUUUUUUUUAAGGCACCAUGUUCGAACCCCCCGAAACUCUGCUGAAAUAUGAGAACCCAGUUUUAAUCAGCAAAACCACAGAUAAAAAGUGUUCGAAGGGGGGUCGUCCUUUUAAAGUGAGCACCCAACCGCAUGCCGACUCCCCCGUGCCGCCGCCGCCGAAAGCCAAAUCCUCUGCAGCCGAAGCCCCCAGGCAGCAAAACGAUGACAUCCUCAACCUCAUCUUUCCGCCCCGGGAAUGGAUGGAGGGAAACCAGCUGUUCGUGCAGCAGGUUUCGAGUGCGCCGUGCACGCGAGCGGACGUGGUGAACCUCGAGGAGCACCUGGACAGGAAACUGCAGCAGAGGCGGGCCAUCGAGACGGGAAUAUGCCCGGUCCGAAGAGAGCUUUAUACUCAGUGCUUCGACGAGCUGAUCCGGCAGGUGACCAUCAACUGCGCCGAGCGGGGUCACCUGCUGUUGCGGGUUCGGGAUGAGAUCCAGAUGACCAUCGCCGCUUAUCAGACCUUCUACGAGAGCAGCGUGGUUUUUGGCAUGAGGAAAGCUCUGCAAGCCGAGCAGGACAAAGUGGACAUGGAGAAAAGGCCGCUUAUCCUCACGAGGGUCGGAGUGCUGGAGCCUAUCUCAGAUGUCAUCGGGAAGAGGCGGGCAGGAUUGCCGUGCUGGAGCAGCAGAAAGAGGAGCUGCAGAAAGAGUUGCGCGAAGAGAAGGCCAAAUGCGAAGCCAUCGAGAAGACCGAAGAGGAAAAACACGAAGUGCAGGAGAAGAAGUACACGGAACAGAUUCAGUUCCUCAAGAGGACCAACCAGCAGCUUAAGGCCCAGCUGGAGGGGGUUGUGACACCGAAGUAACUACAAGCGUCCAUUUCGCAACGUGACACGUCACCGAACAAUAUAUUUUUUAUGAAUGAAUCUAACUUUGGGUAAAAAUUGAGUAUUAAAUGUCAUUUUUUUUUAAAGAAUGAGAGUAAAUGUGAGACUUUUUGGGUCCUCGUU